AUGGGUCCAAACAGUGGGCUGGAAACCCAGACGCCCAUCAGAACAGUCGCUGCAUGCGAUCGCAAGCAGAAUUCGGCUUGCACUUUGGAAAGGGACCACGUCGCAUUCAAGAGGUUAUGUGUCGACCCAUCGUUGCGUGAGCGAAGACUUUCGGGAGUGCUUGAACGGACCCGUGGAGGCUCAGAGAGUCGCGCUCAAAGGUCACAGGCCGCUAAUGAGCAUUCAACAGCUCCGGAGAUCUGCAUAGCCAACGACACACUUCUCCCCGCGGCGUCCGGCACUGCUGAGGAUUUUCGUCUGUCAGAAACCUCGUACCCUCUCGUUAGUGAAGACCAAUCUUCUCCCAAAGACCCCCCAAAUUCAGAUUCAGGGUGGCAAGGCAACGAGCCUUCAGUGGCUGGCACGUUUAGUCCGGCUUGGGACGACUUUUCGCUCUUUUUCGACGAACAGGGCGGACCAGGCCUCUUUCUUGACACGUCCUAUGCAGCUGAUCUCUUGCAUCCCCAAAUCAACUCUACGAACGAAAGCCCUGAGGAUCAUGCACAAGGCUCAGACAUCUCGAUUGACGACCGCGAGAGGUACGACAACUAUCCCCAGCUUUAUAAGCCCGACCCAAAAGGGAAUCCUCUCAGAACUUCAGUCAUUUGUGAAUUUCUUCAAAGCAAGCAGGCUUGGGCAAAGGUAGACGACUUUGGCCAAUCCCAUAAAAACAAUGCCAGCGUUCCCAUCCCAGAAGAAGCACGGGACUCGAUCAUGGCAACCAUUCAUAUCGUCCUGGCAAAAGUGCUCGAUAAGGACCAGAUGGGAAGAAUCCCCACCACGUUCCCACCUCUGAGGACGGUUCAGACCAUCUUUGAUGCCUAUCUCUCUCGACUUGCUGUAUUCUAUCCCAUCACCCAUCCUGGCACGUUGAAUCAGGAUCAUACCAUGCCUUACAACGGACCUGGAAUGCAACUGCAGCUGCUGAGUACAUUCGUGUCCGGGGCUCUGAUGAUCCCUGUGCCAGAGGUUCAAACCUUUGCUACUGACCUAGCAAGCAUUAUCCUGCAAGUCCUGUACGAGAUUUUCCUGAGGGAUGCGAAUCAAACCAAAGACAUAUAUCUCACCAGCACCGCGAUCCUGAUAACUGCAUUUGGCAUCUGGUCCGGCAACAAGAGACAGAUGGAACUUGCAGAAGCCCUGAGAAGCUCAUACACGACGAUGAUGUCUCGACGAGGCCUUCACGAACGAGCCCAACAAAGAAUACUCGAGAUCAAUCUCUCGGGUGUGGAUUUUGAGUGGAGAGACUGGGUUAUGACGGAGACACGCCGGCGAUUGGCAUAUGUGUGGUAUGUCGUCGAGCAGGAGAUCAGUCUGUUCAAUGGCGUCCCUACGACUUUGUCCUUUACCGAGAUGCGUUGUCCGAUGCCCAGCAAUGAGGCUCUGUUCGCUGCUUCGACUAGCGAUGUAUGGAAAGACUUGCUUCAAUUGCAUCAACCCGAGCUCACUACGCCGACAUCGUCGACGGUGGCGACAUUAAAAUGCCCGCAUUCCCUGGCCGCCUUUCACCGGCGCUUUCUCUCUGGCAACAUUUUCCAAUUCCAGGACGUUGUGACUCCAUUUGAGGUUCGACUGCUCCUGUGUAGUAUUCAAACGCUGGUGUCACAGUAUAGCCAAACCAAGAGAUUUGUGCCCGAAGAAGAAGAAUUCUACCCCGAGACUUGUACGAUGUCUGCAUCUACCGAGUAUGGCCAGCUUCGACGCGAGGAGCUUCAUUACCUGCUGGUCAAAUGGCAUCUGUUAUAUCGACGAGUGAUGCCACAUGUCACUCCUAUACGUUGCGGCACCGACCUGUCGUGCAUCCUGAUGGCACACCUGAUUGCAAUGGAACUCUACGUGUCAUUUGACGACGUCCAACUCUUUGCCGGAAAGGAAGGUUUUGUUGAGGGCAGGAUGCUGAUGCCUUCAUUCAGAAGGUGGGCAAAGACUUCAGGUGCAGCACGAGCACUUCUUCAUGCCGGACAAAUCAUGCAUACUCUCAGGGUCGUUGCGGAGGGGACGGCUAGGCCAUUGUGGUGGCCGUUGGCAGUGGCACGAGCUGCCUUGCUCCUUUGGGCCUACGGGAUGGCUGUCCAAACCGACGAGAGCAAUAUCGAUGACCGCGACUGUACUUCCCAUCCGUCUCUCGUUAACUCUGAGCACCUCGCAGCCAAGCAGUACCAGGGUCUGGAUCCAAUUGAUGGGGAACUCGAAGACUCGGCCCUGUUUUCUGGUUCUCUAAUCGGAUACUGGGACAAAGGAAAAGUGCCGUGCUUGACGGUGCCCAACGGAAGCUUCACACCUCUCCUGCAGAUUUCAGAGACCCUCGAGCUCAGCAUAUCCCUUCUGCGCAACGGGGAGAAUGUUAGCACACCUCUUUGCAGAUCUGUUCGGACGUUUUUACAGGAUAUCCAAGGGUUGGGAGUCACUUAUCCGGGGUUGUCUAAGGGUGGUACGGCGAUGCAGCAAUAG
Fonsecaea nubica is the source of this 2490-nucleotide messenger RNA. RefSeq lists its product as hypothetical. Gene Ontology annotation, biological process: DNA-templated transcription. Gene Ontology annotation, molecular function: zinc ion binding; DNA binding. NCBI's taxonomy places the organism in Eukaryota, Fungi, Ascomycota, Eurotiomycetes, Chaetothyriales, Herpotrichiellaceae. The coding region runs from base 1 to 2490 and encodes 829 amino acids. The transcript has 5 exons. The record is from RefSeq and is a predicted model, not a curated record.